Messenger RNA from Beta vulgaris subsp. vulgaris (sugar beet), 528 nucleotides. RefSeq names its product RPM1 interacting protein 13-like. NCBI's taxonomy places the organism in Eukaryota, Viridiplantae, Streptophyta, Magnoliopsida, Caryophyllales, Amaranthaceae. The coding region runs from base 1 to 528 and encodes 175 amino acids. The transcript has 3 exons. The record is from RefSeq and is a predicted model, not a curated record.
AUGGGUUAUAUUGUGGCGGAAAGUGAUGCUGAUUUAAAACCACCAAAAGAAGAGUUUUCUCCAAAGACAUCAAUAAUCUCUUUGAAGGACAUGUCUCGUUUAAGAGAGAUUGAAGAGAUUGAAGAUUGCUUUAUUCUUGAAUCCAAUCCUUAUGACUCCCUUACUACAUUUCCAACGCUUUCGAAGCUGCUAUAUGAUGACGAUGAUGAUCUUGAUACAGUCGAGCAAGGCGAGGUCGCGUGUAGGGACUAUCCACAUUCGAGGCAUCUCUGUGCUAUGCACCCAUUUUACAACACUCCUCACUACAAUCAUUGCAAAAUGUGUUAUUGCUACGUUUGUGAUAUGCCAGCACCUUGCGAGCAAUGGACUGAACAAUCAAGUUACUUCAAGCAUUGCGAAGCCACUCCUGAUAUUCAGAUUUGGAGAGAUCUUAGGACUGCGAGAAAGAGAAAUAUACACAUCAAAUUUGAUGAAAUUUAUUCGCAACUUGAGUAUGUGCCUAACUUCAAUAUCCACACUAGUCACUAG